Molecule: messenger RNA, 498 nt
Organism: Suillus subalutaceus
Lineage: Eukaryota; Fungi; Basidiomycota; Agaricomycetes; Boletales; Suillaceae
Exons: 3
Coding region: 1-498 (165 amino acids)
Source: RefSeq, a predicted model, not a curated record
AUGCCUCUGACAAUACCUCGUGAAUUUAAACCAUUCUUAUGCGAUGGUGACAAUGCUAUUACAGCUACAGACACACGCUCUCUUGCCUAUGAUGGUCAACUCGUUUUCACUUUGCCUAACAUGACUUUCAUUCCCCAACUAUACGACAAUCCCUCCAAUAUCAUGCAAGCAAGGGCGGAUGGGAAGUUUUGGGUGAUGGAUCCUUUCCAGUGGCCUCAAAUUUUUACCAUUCCGCGAUGUGAAUUCCAUGAGCCCGGCACUGACCUGUGGUAUGCUUGGUGGUUGCCAGCUUUUUCUGAUGAUUUUGAGCCAUUAUCUCCUGGUCAUGUCUUUGGCAAGCUGAAGUCCACCCACCGUGAUCACCUAUUUCGACUCUACGAACAGGCUAACAAGCGUGUCGGUUCCUACAAGCUAUUCCAAGAAAACAAGCAAGACACAGUUGUUGGAUGGGUCACUGGGUUGCGCUCUGUUUUUGAGCACUUUAAAGAGACGCGGUGA